AUUGCUCAGAGGAUUAUGACAGCUUUGCAGUCUAUUCCUGUAGAAGCUCAGACUAACAGAGAAAAUAACCAGAGUACAGAGAAGACAAAGGAAAAUAAACUACAUGAUAAGGAUGCACAUCUGAGAAAUGAAAAGGAGGAUUGUGAUUUCAGAAUUGCCACAUUAAAAACAACUGUCAGCCCUGAAAAAAAAACUGCUGGUCAGAUAGUCAGGACAGUGCAUAUGGAUAAAAUACUUGGCUGUCAAGAUACCAAAAUACUGAGCUGUUACCAGGAUUCAGGCUUCCCAGAAUGGCAAUAUCAAGAAAGGAGUCUUUCAGUAGAAGAAAAAGCCCUGAAGGAUGGGGAAAACAAAAUAGUUAUUCCUCUUAAAAGAAGGCAAAAUGUGUCUACAUCUUGUUCAGAGAAAACAAGAAGAUUGCAUUUAAAUACCUGCAUGUUCCUACCUGAAGGAAGACACAGCUGUACUCCUGGACAAAUAAAGUCUUCUGGAAAGUUUCCUUGUGAUAUCAGCAGUUUAGGAUGUGAAGAAAAAAGGAAACUCCUUGCAACUAUAGAACAGGCAGCAGCUUUUAUCACUACUAUGAUAUUUCAAGAUGGUUCUUCACAGCUCAACUCGGAGCAGGACUCUACCUCCUCAGUAAAAGGAGUUGUUGUGCUGGUGAAGAAUCAGACUGAUCAGCCUUGUCCUCCAGGUCACACUUCAACUGGCUAUACUUGGAAUGCUGCAAAUGAAAAUGAUAAAUUAAUUUAUUUAAAAACUGAACAGUCAUCUCUCUGGGAUCAGGAACAAGAACAAGCUCGCAAGAAAUUUUCUUGGCAAGUGUUGUUUCAAAUGCUGCAGUGCAAAGUUCCAAUAAUUUGCUUCAAUGCAAAAGAUUUCCUGAGGACUCUACUUCAAAUUUAUGGUAAUGAAAUCAGCUGGAAACAAGUUGCCAAUAGUGUCGUGCUAGAUCCAAGGAUUGCAGCAUGGCUGAUAAACCCCAGUGACACAGUUCCUUCCUUUGAGUGUUUAAUACAGAAGUAUUUUGAAAAGCCUUUUUCAAAGGGAGCAGAAAAUACAGAUACAGGCACUUUGAGAAACAUAUCUUAUCAAAACUUAGGUGUGAACUUGGAGAAGCUUUAUAACGUAAUGAUGGACCUUGCUAAUGGCUUAAAGGCUCAAGGUUUGUGGAACUUAUUUUGCACAUUAGAGCUUCCACUUAUCAAAAUUCUGGCAGUGAUGGAAACACACAAAAUAUAUGUGAACAAACAAGAACUGAAAAAAACAUCAGAGAUUCUAGGGCUGCGGCUCAAAGAGCUUGAACAGGAGGCUCAUGAGGCUGCUGGAGAACGAUUCCUUUUGACCAGCAGUUGUCAGCUCCGAGAGGUACUAUUUGAUAAGUUAAAGCUCCAUACGCUGUGUGAGAAACUUCACAGGACUGAAAUACAACAGCUCGUAUCCACCUCAGAAGUUGUGCUAAAUAAAUUGCAAGACCUUCAUCCUUUGCCUAAGAUAAUUUUAGAGUACCGCCAGGUUCAUAAGAUGAAAUCAACUUAUGUGGAUGGACUACGAACGUGCAUGAAAAAGGGAUUCAUUUCCUCCACUUGGAAUCAGACAGGAACUGUGACUGGCAGACUUUCAGCCAAACAUCCUAACAUUCAAGGUAUCUCUAAACAUCCAGUUACAAUUACAAAGAAACAGUACAUAAAAGGAAAAGAAGAGGACAUAAUAACUAUUUCCCCAAGAACACUGUUUGUUUCAAAAAAAGGAUGUACAUUUUUAGCAGCAGACUUUUCUCAUAUUGAGUUAAGGAUCCUUGCUGACUUAUCAUCUGAGCCAGAACUUCUGAAACUGUUCCAAGAACCUGAAAUCACUGAUAUCUUUUCUACACUGGCUUCUCAGUGGAAAGGGAUUCCAAUUGAGCAAGUGAAACAUGCUGAUAGAGAGCAAGCAAAGCGUAUUGUUUACUCUGUGGUUUAUGGAGCAGGUAAAGAACGUCUCGCUGACUGCUUGGGAAUUACUCCUGUUCAAGCCAGUCAAUUUAUAGAGAGUUUUAUGCAAAAAUACAAGAAAGUACAUGAAUUUACAAAGAAAACCAUUGAGCAGUGCAGGUAUAAAGGUUACGUGGUUUCCAUCAUGGGACGCAAAAGGCCACUGGCCAAUAUCAACGCACAGGAUUACAAGCUGCGCACUCAAGCAGAGAGGCAGGCUGUAAAUUUUGUUGUUCAAGGCUCUGCAGCUGAUCUUUGUAAAAUGGCUAUGGUGAAGAUUUUUGCCUCUGUUGUCAUUUCUCCAACUUUAACAGCCAGGUUAAUUGCCCAGAUCCAUGAUGAAUUGUUGUUCGAAGUAGAAGAUUCUCAAAUCCAGGAAUUCUCAGCACUGGUAAAAAGAAUAAUGGAGUCCCUGCAGCAAACCACAGCCUUGGAAGUGCCACUGAAGGUUCCCUUGAAAGUGAUUCUCACCACUGGGAAAUCAUGGGGGUGUAUGACAGAAUUGCAGGAGAUGUAA
Messenger RNA from Passer montanus (Eurasian tree sparrow), 2490 nucleotides. It is a transcript of the gene POLN, whose product is annotated as DNA polymerase nu. Gene Ontology annotation, molecular function: DNA binding; DNA-directed DNA polymerase activity. The coding region runs from base 16 to 2490 and encodes 824 amino acids. Gene Ontology annotation, biological process: DNA-templated DNA replication; double-strand break repair. The transcript has 24 exons. The record is from RefSeq and is a predicted model, not a curated record. Lineage: Eukaryota; Metazoa; Chordata; Aves; Passeriformes; Passeridae.